UAGGCGCCAACCUUAUCUGACCCGUCUACGUGGAUCCUACCUCAGCUAACCAAAUUUAGCAGUGGCGGUAAUUCCAUUCUCACAUCUGAAAUCCCAUAUUCAGCUCGCGUCGCCGGCGGUGAGUUCGUCGGAGUUAAUUUCCGGUGAGCAUAAAAUUGAUUGAAAGAGAUGACGUUGAAAUUAUACGUAGAUCGUAUGUCCCAACCUUCUCGUGCAGUUAUCAUCUUCUGCAAGUUAAAUGGAAUAGACUUUGAGGAGAUACACAUAAAUCUCUCCAAGCGCCAGCAGUUAUCUCCUGAAUUUAAAGAAAUUAACCCCAUGAAGCAAGUACCAGCUAUAAUGGAUGGAAGAUUUAAGCUUUUCGAAAGUCAUGCAAUUCUUAGAUAUCUGGCUUGUGCAUUUCCAGGAAUUGCAGAUCAUUGGUACCCUGCUGACUUAUACAAAAGAGCAAAGGUAGACUCUGUGUUGGAUUGGCAUCACUCGAACUUGCGUCGUGGUACAGCUGGAUAUAUCUUUAAUACUGUUCUCGCUCCUGCUUUUGGGUUGCCUUUGAAUCCACAAGCAGCAGCAGAAGCUAAGAAAGUCCUUUUGGCAUCUCUUGCAAAUAUUGAGUCUGUUUGGCUCCAGAGAAAAGGGCGAUUUUUGCUUGGGAGUGGCCAACCUUCAAUUGCAGAUCUUAGCUUAGUGUGUGAGCUUAUUGAACUUGAGAUUUUGGAUGAGAAGGAUCGUGAGCGGAUAAUAGGCCCAUACAAGAGAGUUUUGAAGUGGAUUGAUGACACAAAGAAUGCCAUGGAACCUCAUUUGCAAGAGGUACAUGUGAUCCUCUACAAAGCUAAAGAGAAAUUCCACAAGCAAAGACAUGCUGUAGGGAGUAGCAUUCCUCAAUCGAGUAGAAAACCUGACUUGCACUCGAAGAUGUGAGAAAGCAACAAGGAUCCAGGUGCUGCAUUGUGCUCGUAGUAUCACCGUGCACCAUGGCAGAUAACGGGAUGAACAGUGUGUAUGUGAAAGCUGAUACAGGAAGGAGAAUUCUGAUCCAAGCUUUCCUUACUCAUUUUCUUUAUGUAUAUGUAAUUAUAAGUGUCUUUCAAUUGUUAAUCUAGUCCACAACAUAUGUAAUCAAACAAACUGAGAAUCCCUUACUCUUGGGUAUACAUCUGUUAUUUCUUCACUGUAUCAAAUAUAUGAGUUUUGAAUAUUAUCUAUGAAUGUCACUUGCAAGGUGAA
Messenger RNA from Solanum verrucosum, 1227 nucleotides. Its product is annotated as glutathione S-transferase T1-like. NCBI's taxonomy places the organism in Eukaryota, Viridiplantae, Streptophyta, Magnoliopsida, Solanales, Solanaceae. The record is from RefSeq and is a predicted model, not a curated record. The transcript is spliced from 7 exons. Bases 169 to 921 code for a protein of 250 amino acids.